AUGGAGCAAGGGAGUACCUUCGAUCUGUACAACCUCCCCAAAGAUUGUUUUUGGAACAUUCUAUAUGUAAUCCUCACAUCUCCUCGAGAUGCGUGCAGGUUAUCGUUUGUCUCUACGGUUUUUCGAUCGGUGGCUGAUUCUGACUUGGUGUGGGAGAGGUUCUUUCCCCCCGAUAUCCAGCAGAUCCUCUCGUCGUCGGUGUCUCCGUUCCCGGCGACUUACUCGUCUAAGAAGGAGCUUUUUCUCCAUGUCUGCAAUAAUCCCUUUCUCAUCGACAGAGGCACAAAGACCUUCGCUUUGGAGAAAUGCAGUGGGAAGAAGUGUUAUAUGAUUGGAGCAAGAGAGCUUUGCAUUAUCUGGAGUAAUACCCCAAGGUAUUGGACAUGGCGACCUCUUCCUGAAUCCAGGUUUUCAGAGGUGGCUGAGCUCUUGGAAGUGUGUUGGCUCGAAAUUAUUUGCAGGAUGGAGACACGACUGCUGUCUCCAAACACAACAUACGGAGCUUACUUGGUGUUCAUGUUCACGGAGAGGGCCUACGGAUUCGUGAAUCAGCUUGUAGAAGUUUCAGUCAAAUUGGCCGGUGGUGGUAAUGAAGAGGGAGAAGUGACAACCAAAAGAAAGUCUGUGUAUUUGGAUCCUGAAGAGAGACAAAGGGAGCAGGAAGGACAAGUACCAAAGGAGAGAGGGGAUGGGCACUGGAUGGAGAUAGAGAUGGGUGAGUUCUUCAUCAAUGAAAUUAGUGGUGGUGAGGAUGGGGUCGUAGAGAUGAUUCUCAAGGAGGUUAAGGAUCUCAACUGGAAGUCUGGACUCAUCAUUCAAGGCAUUGAGCUCAGGCCCAAAGAGAAUUAAUGAAUCGAUAUGAGCAUCUUUGAUUGUGUUGGUCUUACUUUCCUGAUAGA
Molecule: messenger RNA, 899 nt
Organism: Telopea speciosissima
Lineage: Eukaryota; Viridiplantae; Streptophyta; Magnoliopsida; Proteales; Proteaceae
Product: putative F-box protein PP2-B12
Exons: 3
Coding region: 1-849 (282 amino acids)
Molecular function (GO): protein binding
Source: RefSeq, a predicted model, not a curated record